UGCAGCAAGUCAAUUGAGUGCCAAAUAAAUCAGUGAAUAAAUAAAAUGAAGCUAAUAAAUAAAAUAUACUUUUUUUCCCUUCGUCUCGUCUCGGCAGCACUACCGAUCGGAGCACCACACCUAGCCCAGAUAGAUGUGGGUGAAUUUUACGACUAAUAAGCUUUAACCUUACAUUAAGACUUUGGAGAUUUUGACCUACCAUAUACAGUUUGGAAGAUAAAAUGGAAGAGUCAUAUGCUAGAUAGAAAGCUUGGUUGUUGGUGUUUAUUAGUAAAAAGUAUUUUCGAAUUGGAAUUUGGAGUGCUUAGUGUACUUUUUCUUUCUCCGUUGACCUACUUAUUGGACUUUAGCUGAAUACAUAUAAUCUUGGGAUUUGUGUCUAUCUAUUCUAUUCAAUUGACUUUGCUCUUGUACUUCCUCUCUUCCUCUCUUCCUCUUUCUCUCUAUAUUACUUUACUUCUACUUGCAUACAAUUGCAUACGUCAGAACUCUCUUCACUUCACUUCACUCAUCACAAUACUAAACCAUAUCAACAGAAUGUCCAACGAACUCCCCACCACCGCCACCAACGGAAAUGGAAAUGGACACGGCAACAAUGUCUCCUCUACCUUCACCGUCAAGGCCGGUCUUGCGCGUAUGUUAAAGGGAGGUGUGAUUAUGGAUGUCGUCAACGCCGAACAAGUACGUAUACACUUUACCCAAUAAUAGUAUCCCACAAACCCAAAAACCACCACUAACAAUCACCUCAAGGCAAGAAUCGCAGAAGAAGCAGGCGCAGUAGCAGUCAUGGCUCUCGAACGUGUACCGGCUGAUAUCCGAGCUCAAGGGGGUGUAGCCCGCAUGUCUGAUCCUAAGAUGAUUAGAGAAAUCAUGGAGACAGUUACUAUACCCGUGAUGGCCAAGGCAAGAAUCGGUCACUUUGUAGAAUGUCAAGUUAGUUACCCUCCCCUUCCCUCCCCUUCCCUCCCCUUCCUCCCCUUCCCUCCCUUCCCUCCCCUUCCUCCCUUCCUCCCUUCCUCCCCUUGCCCCGAUUCUCUCAUCCAAAUCUAAAAACUAACACUUCUCCCUCCUUCCCACCAGAUCCUCCAAUCAAUCGGCGUAGAUUACAUCGACGAAUCCGAAGUGCUCACCCCAGCCGACGCACUCCACCACGUGGAAAACACCCUUCACCAUCCCCUUCGUCUGCGGAUGUCGCAAUCUCGGCGAAGCCCUCCGCCGCAUCUCCGAAGGCGCAGCCAUGAUCCGCACCAAAGGCGAAGCCGGCACCGGAGACGUCAUCGAAGCCGUCCGCCACCAACGCCAAGUAACCUCCGAGAUCCGCGCCGCAUCGCUCAUGUCAGACGAGGAACUCCGCAUCCUAGCAAAGGACAUCCAAGCACCCUUCGAACUUCUCAAAGAAACCGCACGAUUGGGACGACUCCCCGUGGUAAACUUCGCUGCGGGCGGAAUCGCAACCCCUGCUGAUGCGGCUCUCAUGAUGCAGUUAGGAUGCGAUGGAGUGUUUGUCGGGAGUGGGAUAUUCAAGAGUGGGGAUGCGGCGAAGAGGGCACGGGCUAUUGUGCAGGCGACGACGCAUUUUAAUGAUGCGAAGGUUUUGGCUGAGGUCAGUGAGGAUUUGGGUGAGGCGAUGGUGGGGUUGAAUUGUGGGACUAUGGAUCCUAAGGAGAAGAUGCAGGGGAGAGGAUGGUAGGUGACUGAUGUUUUGUGAGGAGCCAGGAGUGAAGAGGAAAUGAUGGGAAGACUGAAAUGACCUGAAGAAGAUACAAUGAUUUGAAUAAGUGGAGGAAGGUGUGGUUUUUUGUUUGUGCGAUCGGUUCUAUGGAUAAAAUAGGGAAAGAUACAAAGGUCUAUUCGGCAUAGCAUCACGUCAAUUGGCACGGUAUGCAUAGAGGCAUGGAAGAUAGGUUGUGUGCAUACCUAGAGAUUCUCAACUCAUCUCCAAAAUGUAAUAUUUAAAAAGCUCUACAGUAGAAAGUAGCCAGCACAUAACUUUUCGUGUCCUUCAAGUGUCUAUUUUCUAACUUCAUGGUAUUCCUCAAU
Molecule: messenger RNA, 2040 nt
Organism: Sclerotinia trifoliorum
Lineage: Eukaryota; Fungi; Ascomycota; Leotiomycetes; Helotiales; Sclerotiniaceae
Source: the annotation of a GenBank genome assembly